Molecule: messenger RNA, 4889 nt
Organism: Columba livia (rock pigeon)
Lineage: Eukaryota; Metazoa; Chordata; Aves; Columbiformes; Columbidae
Gene: CHRNA9
Product: cholinergic receptor nicotinic alpha 9 subunit
Exons: 5
Coding region: 1835-3292 (485 amino acids)
Biological process (GO): regulation of membrane potential; signal transduction; chemical synaptic transmission
Cellular component (GO): synapse; neuron projection; plasma membrane
Molecular function (GO): transmembrane signaling receptor activity; acetylcholine-gated monoatomic cation-selective channel activity
Source: RefSeq, a predicted model, not a curated record
UAGUGCCAUGAUCUAGUCAAUGGACUGAAGUUGGACCAAGGGUUGGACUUGAUGAUCUCUGAGGUCUUUUCCAACCCAGUCGAUUCUGUGAUUAAAAUAAAGGUGCAGGGUUCCAUAAUAUAUGUGAUCCUAUGUCAAUUAGUAUAAAGUACAUCAGUCUGUACUACUUGAUGGAUAUGUGUUGCUGGUGUAACAGGUUAGCAGAUUGCUUUGCCACAGGCCUGAGACAAGCUUUGUCUUGGUUCCAGUAGGGUUUAUAGCAGCACCCUCAGUUAUUCUUGUAAUUAUGAUAAGAGAAGCGAAGCAGUAGCUGUUUGCUGACAUAAGGGCAAAUGUACUGAAGACUCAAGGUAUCCCCUGAGAAUGCACUGAUCUGACUGUAUCAAAAAAUCUUUCAUCUUUUUGUCUCUGUUGUUGUCUCUAACAUCACAUACCUUCUUCCCACAGAAAAAGCAGGUUAUUACCUACUACCUAUGGACUGCUUUGACCUUUUUGACUUCUAAACUAUUUUCCACUUUUUCCCCUUUGAUAAUUCAGCAAAUGAAGUGACAUAGAUGGAUUUCAUUACAGGUGCUUUGACUGAAAUUAUUUAUUGCUUACCUAUUAAACCUGGCCAUAAAUGUCAUUGAUUUAUAGACCCUACGAAAGCACAAAUAUUGUACAGCGAGUGCCAGGAAUGCUACUAUGUAGAAAUUAUGUGGAUGGAGGUAUCAGCUUCCUUCUAGCCAAAAGACUACACGGGAGCAAAGCAACAGUAUUUUAUGUGUGGAUCAAAACUAUUCUGGACCAAUUCUUUUUGCUGGUAGUUGAUUCUGUAUUUUCGGUUGUCUAUUUCAAUGACUGUUUUCUGUUAGUUGUUCUAAAAGGAUGGCAAAAUGGACUGCAGUGUGUGUCAUGAAGGAUGAACUGGACUAUGGAAAGGAGAAAGUAAUCUCUUGUCUGUGAGAAACUUGUAAGAAAUUGCCUGCAGUACUUGGAAACUAGCUUGGCAACAUGAGUAAUACAGACAGAGCUAAUGAUCUGACCACUGGGGUAGAUGGGAGGCCAGGUGUGAUACUGUUUCAUAUUCAUAUUUUUCUCCUAUAUGUUUUCUGGCUAAAUGCAAGAGCUGUCUAUUAACUCUAAUUCUUUGUAAAGUCUUGUCAGGUUCAUCUGGGAAAAACUGCACUGUAUUGGGAAAUGGCAUUUUAUCUGCAGAGUCCGAUUUGUCUUUCUAAUUUACUGUGCUGAGUUGGUCUCAGGGUUGUCUACACCAGCGGAAGUUCCUGUUUGUGUGUUUUCUGACUGGCGUAGCUGAAUCUUUACCAUGUGGCACCAGUUUGGUAGGUCUUUUUCAGCAUGGGAGUAGGUAGGCUGUGGAUGGUUAUGUGGUGUUUUUGUUUGUGUGUGGAUGUGCAGGUUCUACAGAUCUUGUUUUGAGCAAGCUACUGGUGAACAUAGGGGCAGUAAGACAUGGCCCACCAAAGAAAUGUGAAAGGGUUCUUUGUAAAUUGGUGAAAUCUUAGAUUUGUUGUAAAAAUGCAAUGGAAUACAUUUUUCCUACUGAUACCCAUGUGUUUGUCUCUCUCCACAUUAGCUGCGGAGCAGGCAGCUCUCAGGUUACAGAGGGAGGGAGGGUUGGCCGGAGCUCCAGGCGGUAACAAGGACAGAAACCAUCGAUCUCUCUAGGACUCUGUCAGCUGCUGAGGGAGGACUGAGUUGCUUCUAGCAGCUCAUCAAGUGCCUCAGCAUCUUUGUAUUGCUGUGCAACUUGAUUUUUUUUUUUUUUGUUAGUUUUGGAUGGUGAUAAACAUUUUUGUGCCCUUGAGUGAACAGUUUUGUUUAAGGUCCAGAAAUGAAGAGAAAUAGCCUGUCCUUUUCCAUCUCUCUCUGGUUGCUGUUUACAGCAGUGAUGCGUCAAGUUGUAGAAUCAGCCAAAGGAAAAUAUGCUCACAUGCUGUUUAAUGAACUGUUUGAAGACUACUCAAAUGCUCUGAGACCAGUGGAAGACACAGAUAAAGUACUGAACGUCACUCUUCAGAUCACAUUGUCCCAAAUUAAAGACAUGGAUGAAAGGAAUCAAAUUUUGUCAGCUUACUUAUGGAUUCGACAAAGCUGGUAUGAUGCAUACCUCAAAUGGGACAAAGAUAAAUAUGAUGGAUUGGAUUCUAUCAGGAUUCCAAGCAAUUUGGUUUGGAGACCAGAUAUUGUCCUAUAUAACAAGGCUGAUGAUGACUUUUCAGAACCAGUGAAUACUAAUGUUGUGUUGAGAUAUGAUGGAAAAAUCACUUGGGAUGCACCUGCUAUCACAAAGAGCUCAUGUGUAGUGGAUGUAUCUUAUUUUCCUUUUGACAGCCAGCAGUGUAACCUUACAUUUGGAUCCUGGACCUAUAAUGGUAAUCAGGUAGACAUCAUCAAUUCUCUUGAUAGUGGUGACCUCUCUGACUUUGUAGAAGAUGUGGAAUGGGAGAUUCACGGCAUGCCAGCAGUUAAGAAUGUCAUUACUUAUGGCUGCUGCUCUGAGCCUUAUCCAGAUGUCACCUUCACACUGAUUUUGAAAAGGAAGUCUUCAUUCUACAUAUUUAAUCUGUUGCUGCCUUGCAUUUUGAUCUCUUUCCUGGCCCCACUAGGGUUCUAUCUCCCUGCAGACUCUGGGGAAAAAGUAUCUCUGGGUGUUACAGUUCUUCUUGCUCUGACCGUGUUCCAGCUGAUGGUUGCAGAGAUCAUGCCUCCCUCUGAAAACGUACCUUUGAUAGGGAAAUAUUACAUAGCAACUAUGACCAUGAUCACAGCUUCUACUGCACUGACGAUCAUUAUAAUGAAUCUUCAUCACUGUGGCUCAGAAGCAAAGCCUGUUCCACAAUGGGCCAGGGUGGUUAUUUUGGACUACAUGUCAAAAAUCUUUUUUGUUUAUGAUGUGGGUGAAAAUUGCACGAGUCCAAAAAGGGAGAAAGAAGAAGAAUGUAAGUUAGAAGGGGAUGAUGGGUUUCAGAGGAGGCACAAAGAGAUAAGGGGUCACCUUUCCAAUAGGAAUGAUGCCUGUGAUUUCAAAGAGAAACUCAAUGGAAAUUUGAAUAAAAGCUAUGGAGUUAAUGGUGAAAAUGUUAGGGAGACUGUUGAGUGCUGUUCCUGUUACAAAAUGCUGAUUAAAAACAUUGAGUAUAUUGCUAAUUGUGUUCGAGACCAUAAAGCAAACAGGGCCAAAGGAAUUGAGUGGAAGAAAGUCGCAAAAGUGAUGGACAGGUUUUUCAUGUGGAUUUUUUUUAUCAUGGUGUUUUUUAUGAGCGUAUUGAUCAUUGGGAAAGCAGCUUAACUGAGGACAAACGCACUCCUUUAGUAAAGCUGAAUAUCCUGGGUUAGCUUAUUUUGGUGGAGCUCUAGGACAGGGGUGCUUUUGAUCUUUGUCUGCAUUCUGUAACAAUACACACAUUCAUUCUGCAGACUGUGACAAUGUUGAGAUGUUGCUCAGCUGAGGGCUUUGCUAGUGACUGUUCUUGCCUUUUAGUACGGAGUGCAGCCCUGAUCUGGGUGCUGGCUAAGCGCUCUGUGCUCCAUCUUAAUGGGUGGUGGCCAUGACUUUAGGCUGAAUGGGGUGGAGUGUUGCAGGGAUGGAGCAGACAGCCUAGCAGGGAGCACUGUAUUCUCAGGGCUGCAACUCUGCACCUUCUAACUUGACCAACCCUUUAUCUCUCCCAGAAAAAAAAAUACAAGUGUCUUUGACAAGGUGGCAGUUUCUGGAAAUCAUCCCUUUCAUGGUGUUGCCUUUUUUAAGCUGGUUUUCCUAUCUCACACUUUUGUGGCACUUUCUGAUCACUGUUGCCAUAAUUUCACAGGCUCUACAGGUCUCUCUGCUGUGUCUUCUAAUACCCUUGAGCUUACUGAAUAUGAUGGUUACUUUGAUCUUCCUCUUUACCUUUUUCUGCUGCUGAAUAUUACCCUAUUGUCACAAUGGCUCCAGUAUGCCAGAUUCCCAGGACUUCUUCCUCAUCAAGUCGGAGGUAUUCUAUUCCAUUCUUUUUUUUCUUGAGCCUAUUAAUGAUAGGAAGGAGUUCUUCUGUCUGUUCUAGAUGUCUCAUUCCCAUGGGCAUUUGUGCAAGAUGGGACUUCAAGUGCUAUUUGAGACUGCUAAAAUAGGAGGCUGUGACUUUUGUCUCUGCUCAUUUUAUUGACCUUCACCAGUGUUCACCCUCUGUGUCCCUUGUCCACUUUUACAUCCACUUCAAUACUUAAAUUUUAAACUGUUUACAGGAAUGCCAAGGUUGGUGUGUGCAUUACUUUGCACAAAAGCAUCAUCUUACCAGCUCAUUAAAGUAGUGCCACAAUUAACGCACCUUGCUCAACGCCUUAGUACUUAUAUGUAUGUGAAUGUGUUUGCUGACAACACCCAAAACCUCCUUUCUGUGUGUUAAUUCCUGUUAACCCUCUCAGACUAAUAGAGCUCUGGAAGACGUCUCGCAUAGUAAAGUGAGAAGUUAGUACCCCAGGCAUGCCCAUGGCAGGUAAAUUACUUUUACAAAGCAUCCUGAACUUUGAAACCAUGUUAUUCUAGAUGCAGUGGGAGAGGCAGGAUCACACGGUAAUGGAUCUCAGUCAAAAGUUCAUGUGAUAAAUGUCAUUUUCAUAAUUGUUGCAGUUAAUAGAAGCGUACUUGUGAAGUUGUAACUUAGGAGUGAGGAGUCAAAAUGGCAAAGUGAUGCAGUUGCUAUGCCCAAAUUUAUUGGAAAAAAGGGAACUGUGAUUAUGAUGUAAAUGAUACAUUGAAUUGCAAAUGGCAAGCUUUCUUUUAUGUGGAAUAAUUAAUGCUGUAAGCUUAUCUGGAUUCUCAUACAUAAUGCAAGCCUUCAAGUCCAAGUUCUAAUGUAAAGCUAAACUGGGUGGCUAGCCAAGAAUAAACUCAGUAUGUGGAAAAA